Molecule: messenger RNA, 4324 nt
Organism: Chelonia mydas (Green sea turtle)
Lineage: Eukaryota; Metazoa; Chordata; Testudines; Cheloniidae
Product: pancreatic alpha-amylase
Exons: 10
Coding region: 1617-3188 (523 amino acids)
Biological process (GO): carbohydrate metabolic process
Molecular function (GO): cation binding; alpha-amylase activity
Source: RefSeq, a predicted model, not a curated record
ACCUCUACCCCAUCCAACCGUCCCCUGUUCCCUGACUGCCUCCAUGGGACCCCCUGUCCCUUAUCCUGCCCCGCUCCCUUACCAUGCUGCUCAGAGCGACAGGAGCUUGCAGCCGUGCGGCCCGGCCAGAGCUAGCGACACCGCCCAGAGGCUGCGGGGGAGGGGAGCUCAAGGGCCCAGCAGGAUGGUCCCGUGGGCCGUAGUUUGCCCACCUCUGUUAUAACAGAUAUUUAUCAUCUUAUAGGAAAUUUGUACCAGUUAACCUAAUUCAACUGUCCUACUAUCACUGCUACAAAAGGAGAGGCUAAAAGCUGGGGUUCGGGCAACCUCCAAUCUGUUAGGCUCUACAUCCUUGUUGUGAUUGGAGAAAAGAGCCCAGGUUGUUUUCACAGAGGCAUUUCAAGAGAUCCCAGAAUUUUGACAAACCCACCGUUUAGGGAACAUGUUUAGGGGACUCUUUAUUUUAAACGAGGUCUGGAAACUGAGGACUAAAAGCUGGUUGGCCCUUGCUUGGCUGCACAAAAUAAUAAGGAGCUUUACAAAGUGUGGAGCUGUGCUACAUUCAGAGCUAAGUAACAUGAAGUUACUGCACCCAGGAGAGCAUAGCACUCCAAAGGUGUGGGAGAGUAGGUAGCCGUGGCUCUGGCCUCACUAUGUGCCAGCCUGGAGAGCUGGUUAAGCCACACAGUGGUGGCGACUAUGCUGAACCUGUUAAAUGCGUGAAGCACUUUCUGCUAGCUCUCCUUUUGUACUAGGGAGCUAAGAGGGGUAGCACAACACAGCUCCACACCACUCCCAGCCCAGGACUGGGCAUAAAUGACAUAAUCUACCCUGAGAAACUGGUAUUUUGUACAUUUAAUACAUCAGUUUGCUCUAUCAAGCUGCAGCACAGAUGGAUGUCAAAUAUUUAGUAUUUCUGGUUCCAACCCACUAAAAAACUACAGCUCUGAGAGACCCUCAGAGAUUAGGAUUUAGUUGCAUUAUCUGAUGCUGUGUUCAAGUCUGGUUUUGACAAUAAGUAUUUGUUCACACACACAUCACAGUCCUUUGAAAUAUUGAAUUUGUUGACAGCAUUAAGACCCAGAACAAAACAUUAAGGCUUUAUCUAAACACAAAAGUAGGACAGCUGUAACUAUACUUACAAGACCCCCUUAGUGCAGUAUGAAAGUGCGUUACACCAGUAUAACCUUCCUAUACAGGACGGGGAAUGAGCUCUACUGUAUAACACACCUUGGUCGUGCUUUGAGCAGGGGGUUGGACUAGAUGACCUCCUGAGGUCCCUUCCAACCCUGAUAUUCUAUGAUUCUAUGAUUUAUACUGUAUAUUUGUGUCCACAUUAGGGAUUUCACUGGUAUAAAUAUAGCCGUAAAAAGCUCACUCCCUCAACCAAUAUAGUUACACCAGAACAACACCUUUGUGUAGUCCAGGACUGAGCCUUAACGUGUUACAUUAUUAAAGUUGUCAUGAGAGGUUGUGGCAUAGCUUCAUCGGAUAAGCAAUUCCAAAACCAUCGGAACAACAGCAAGAUAAACAAAAUACAUGCUAAAAAUAGUUCACCUUUUUAAAUGUGUAAUGUGUACCAUGUACUUUACCCUCUUGCAUGAGUAUAAAAAUCCAUGAGAAGAGCACGAGCUAUUACGGAAAGAACCAUGAAGGCCUUUCUUCUGCUAGCAGCCAUUGGACUUUGUUCGGCACAAUACAACCCAAAUACAAGGCCUGGGAAGACGUCUAUUGUCCACCUGUUUGAAUGGCGUUGGGCUGACAUUGCUCUUGAAUGUGAACGGUAUUUAGCACCCAAUGGAUUUGGUGGAGUUCAGAUAUCUCCUCCAAAUGAAAAUAUUGUCAUUACUAACCCGUGGAGACCGUGGUGGGAAAGAUACCAGCCAAUCAGCUACUAUCUAUGUACACGAUCUGGAUAUUAUGAUGAAUUUAAAGACAUGGUGACCAGAUGCAACAAUGUUGGAGUUCAUAUUUAUGUGGAUGCUGUAGUCAACCACAUGUGUGGGUCUGGUGCUGGUUCUGGUAAUAGUUCUACUUGUGGAAGCUAUUUCAAUGCAGAGACCAGAGAUUUUCCUGCUGUGCCGUACUCAGCCUGGGACUUUAACGAUGGUAAAUGUAAAACUGGAAGUGGAGACAUUGAAAAUUACCAUGAUGUGACUCAGGUCCGCGACUGUCGCCUUGUCAGUCUUCUUGAUCUUGCCCUGGAGAAGGACUAUGUGCGUUCGAAAGUUGCUGAAUACAUGAACGAUCUUAUUGAUAUUGGUGUGGCAGGCUUUAGAAUUGAUGCUUCCAAGCAUAUGUGGCCUGGGGACAUGGCGGCAUUUUUAGACAAACUGAAAAAUCUAACGACAAAAUGGUUUUCCAAAGGAUUGAGACCUUUCAUUUACCAGGAGGUAAUUGACUUGGGUGGAGAGCCAAUUAAAAGCAGUGAUUACUUUGGAACUGGCCGAGUGACUGAAUUCAAAUAUGGUGCCAAACUGGGUACAGUGAUCCGCAAAUGGAAUGGAGAAAAGAUGGCCUAUUUAAAGAAUUGGGGAGAAGGCUGGGGUUUCAUGCCCUCUGACAGAGCCCUUGUCUUUGUAGAUAAUCAUGACACCCAAAGGGGACAUGGUGCUGGGGGAGCUUCUGUUCUAACCUUCUGGGACUCCAGACUGUAUAAAAUGGCACUUGGCUUUAUGCUUGCUCAUCCUUAUGGAUUUACACGUGUUAUGUCAAGUUACCGUUGGCCAAGAUAUUUUCAGAAUGGAAAGGGCAUUAAUGAUUGGGUGGGACCACCAAGCUCUGAGGAUGGAUCGACCAAACCUGUUACAAUUAAUCCAGACUCCACUUGUGGCAACGACUGGGUCUGUGAACACAGAUGGCGUCAAAUAAAGAACAUGGUUAUUUUCCGUAAUGUGGUUGAUGGCCAGCCUUUCUUAAACUGGUGGGACAAUGACAGCAAUCAAGUGGCUUUUGGGCGUGGUAAUAGAGGAUUCAUUGUCUUUAAUAAUGAUGACUGGAGCUUGAAUGUGAAUUUGCAAACUGGCCUUCCUGCUGGAACUUACUGUGAUGUUAUUUCUGGGCAAAAGGAAGGUGACCGCUGUACAGGAAUACAGGUGCAGGUUGUAGGUGACGGCAUGGCUAAUUUCCAGAUUAGUAACCAGGCUGAAGAUCCUUUCAUUGCAAUUCAUGUUGAUGCUACAUUGUAAUCCAUGCAAGAACGAAUGAGUCUCUGUGUAACAUCUCUAGCAAGGAAUAAACUGUAUUGGCACAAAAGUAAUGGGUUUUUUUAGUCUCAUUAAUGAAAUACUGUGUCAUUGCUGUAAUAUUAUUACACAAUAACUAGCACUGAUACUGAUACACAUUUUUGAGAUGGUGUAACAGGCCUACAAAUAUGGUUCAUUUUAAAGAGUACUUCAUUUUAUUUCACAUGAAGUAAAGGAGAAAUUAAACCAUGCAUUGAGAUGAUUUUUCUAUUGUAAUUCCAAAACUCAGGCAGGCAGGCAAACAGACGCUCUGUAGGCUGAUGUUGCUCCUUACCUAACGCACACAGGCUCUGCUGUAUCAGGGAGUGAAAGACCCAGACCCAAGAACUUGUAACAGCACCUAUUAGAGCCUUGGCAAUGCAAAAAUGUUGAAAAAGAUCUUGUUUCACAUCAAACCUGUGACCCUCUGAAACCCCCAUAUUCACUACUGUCAUAUAAUUAUAUGUUUUGUACAUGUCUUGUGAGGUAUCAGUCUUGAUCUGUUGAACAAUAAUAACCUGUUGGAUUGUAUGUACUAUCCUUGUACAUGAAGUUAUGAAGUAUUACUACAUGUGUUACAGAAAUAUGUUGUGAGGUUGGGAACACCCACAACCAAAGAUGUGGCUAUUGAUGGCUACUCGGCAUUAAUGGCUCAUCAACACACAAUCCACUAUCCUAGAGACUUCUCUGAGGAGGCACAUACACCAUGGGGGCAGACUAACCCGCAUCAUAGCAAAGAUCUUUGCAGCAAGCUGGAAGAAAAGAGAGACAGUGACAUCAUCCCUUGGCCUCUCUCCUCCGCCUCCAGCUCAACACCGGGAGGAAUGUCUGGAAGACAAAGAUUUGAACUGGGUAAGGGUGGUCCCAGGCUGGAAGGUAGUCCCAAGCUGAGUAUUGGGGAACUGUAACCUGCUUGUACCAUCUGUUAGGGUGAGAUAUUGUUUGCUUUAGCUCUUGCUUCGAGUAAAAGAUUAGGAUUUAAAAUGUGUGUUUACUUUUUAUUUUCUUAAUGUAAUCUCUGAUCUUUAUGCCUACCAUGUAUAAUCACACAAACUCUAUUGUUCUGUAGUUAAUAAACCUGUUUUAUAUUUUACCUAAAA